Molecule: messenger RNA, 2763 nt
Organism: Astyanax mexicanus (Mexican tetra)
Lineage: Eukaryota; Metazoa; Chordata; Actinopteri; Characiformes; Acestrorhamphidae
Gene: atcaya
Product: ATCAY kinesin light chain interacting caytaxin a
Exons: 12
Coding region: 631-1728 (365 amino acids)
Biological process (GO): apoptotic process
Cellular component (GO): cytoplasm
Source: RefSeq, a predicted model, not a curated record
UGCUUUGUGUGCCUUUUUAAUUUCUGUUAGUUACUUGGGAUUAAUACAUUUUAAGUAAAACUAAACUUGUUGUACAGAAAGUAUUUUUUGCAAAACAUUUUUAUAACAUUUGGGAUCAGAAGGACCCAACUUUCUAAAGUAAGUAAAUUAACAUAAAAUUGUUUUAAACAUAAAAUUAGAUGAUAAUCAAAUCAGUGGUAUUUAAAUAAUACAUUUACCCUGGCAGUGCUUAUUUAAUCAUGAAUUUGCCUCAGCAGUGCCAUUCCAUUCAUACAUGUACCUCAGUAAUGCUAACAAAGGUAUGCUUAAUUUGUGCAAGUGGAGCUUAUUAAUGAAUGUAAACCUGUCGUUUGUUGGCUCCCCGGCGUCUCUGUCCCUCACUCCCUGCUCUUUAUACAGCAGCACUCUUAGAACCUACACUGUAAAUAUGUUGGGUACUGACUUACUAUAACUAAGUGAAUUAAAUUAAGCUAACAAAUGUGUUAUUUGUUGGUGGAGAAAUCAAGGCCCCAGUUCAAUACUGAUGAGCUGGAGCUGGAGCACAGUGUACCAAGAGAGAUCACUGAGGUCCUGCAGAACAGAGACGUUCUUUCCAUCUGAAUCAGGCCCCAAGUCUUCCCCGUGUAAAUCAUGGGCUCUCCAUACCUGUGUACACUGCUGGACCACAUCGAAGGAAGAGAUGAAUGGCAGGAUGAUGACUUCCCCAGGCCACUGCCUGAGGUGGGUGACAUGGAGGCAUCCAGUACAUUGGGCGAUGAUAGAACAUCUCCCCCAACCUCCCUGCACAUUAAUGUGGCCGGUGGAGGUCUAGGCCAUCGGAAGCGGAGAACUCUUGUAGCCCCGGAUAUGAACCUGUCUCUGGACCAGAGUGAAGGAUCCCUACUAUCUGACGAUUUACUAGACACACCUGACGAUCUGGAUAUUAACGUUGAUGACAUUGAAACUCCUGAUGAGACAGACUCUUUGGAGUUCAUCACCAACGGCAAUGACUUAGAAUGGGAAGAUGACACGCCGGUGGGCUCUGCCAAAACAGGCCCUGCUGACGGAGCUGAGGACGUGGGGGAGGAUGGAGGAAACGGCCGGCUGUGGAGGACGGUCAUCAUCGGGGAGCAGGAACAUCGCAUUGACAUGCAGGUCAUACGUCCAUACGUGCGGGUCGUCUCUCACGGAGGUUAUUAUGGCGAGGGGCUGAAUGCCAUCAUCGUGUUCUCAGCGUGCUACCUGCCUGACAGCAGCUGCCCAGACUAUCAUUACAUCAUGGAGAACCUGUUUCUGUACGUAGUAAGCAGUCUGGAGAUGCUUGUGGCUGAGGAUUAUCUGAUCAUAUACAUGAAUGGCGGAACCCCACGCAGUAAGAUGCCUGGUAUCAGCUGGCUGAAAAAGUGCUAUCAGAUGAUUGACAGAAGACUAAGAAAGAACCUAAAAUCUCUGAUUAUUGCACACCCUUCGUGGUUCAUACGCACAGUCCUGGCCAUCUCCAGACCCUUCAUUAGUGUGAAGUUCAUGAACAAAAUCCGCUACGUGCACAGCUUGGAGGAACUCGAGCAGUUUGUCCCCAUGGAGCAUAUUCACAUCCCUGAGUGUGUUAUACAGUUUGAUGAAGAAAGGAUCAAAGCACGAAAAGAACGCAUGGAACAGGAGGAGAGGAACAGCCAGCCACAAGAACAGCAAGAAUGCACCAAGACAGACAGGCCAACAACGACAACAGCAGAGGAGCCGGUUCUGUGAGAGAGAGAGCAGGAAGGCCUUUCAUUUCAGUAGAAGUCACUUUGACAUGCUGAUCUAACACCAGCGCUUUCACACGCACUGAUACUGGUCUCAGGUCAGCAGAAAAGGGUGACUUGUACUGGAGAAGAAGAAGGAGGAAAAGAGGAAAUGGCACAAUGCUUCAAGGCUUUUCAGAAAAGAUACCACCAGGUGGCACUCCACCAGUUUCUGUAUUCAGUAGCAGGCUGUGUAAACUUUACAGACCUUAUGUGCUGCAAACCCCAGUGAUCACCUGCUGUACCCUGCUUUCUGAUCCUGUCCUGGAAAUAUGAUAUAUUGGCACGUUAAAGCAUUGUGAUUUUUCAUACUGGGAGAUUGUAAGAAUUCAUUUUAGGUAACAGUCUUAAGUUGCAUUAUCAACAUUAUCCUAUUACAAAAGCCAGUAUAUUGUCUUUUUUGCAGGAAUAAUGUUUCUUAGUUACAUACUAAACCUAAUGAAGUUAUUGCACUGGAUAAGAUCUCUCUAUAUCAUUAAAUUAAACAGGCUUAAACAAUCCCCAGUAACAGAUAUAAAAGAAUCAUUGCCUAUAUUUAAUGCUUUCACUUUCCAAAAUGUCAUUUUCUACGGUGAGCCACUGAUCAGUGACAUUGUUAAAUAAUGUCCUUUUACCCGCCUAUACAAACCCAUGGGUGUGUCUACUCAGGAGUGACGUUAAACAGUAAUGCAUGCGAUGGUUUGGACCAUUUCAGCGGCCAUCCUUUACGCCUCUGUGUACACAUGCCUGGCUAGAAUGUAUCGUUAAUCCAUUUUGCUGGUUCUUUAUCAAGGUUUUCCAUGUUUAUCUGGGACCCUUUUUUGGUAAGGUUUCUGAAUGCUUUCUGCCAUUGGUAUCAUGGUCAGUUCUUGGCUUUUAACGUUUUCACAGAAGUGCCAAUCAGUACUUGCUGGAAAAAUGGACUUGGCACAAAUGUGUUCGAUGGUUUUUAUGUUGCCUUAUGUUCUGAAUGUCAAGUUUUAAAAAUUAAACAUGCACUCAUGUGUACAGUUCAUGUUCA